UUGCGACUCCUUCAGCUCCACUGAACACUGCGUGUUCUUGGACCAAGGUCAUAUGACGUUGACUAGUCACUGACUAACUCAGUAGAAACAGAAACUGCUGGUUUCUGUCUGCGCCGGCAGGAGCAGGCGUGUUCUUCUUAUAUGACCAUAUCAGGAACACUGAAGGCGCGCACCUGUGACCUGACGUCAGACGGUGGAAGUACCUGCGCUGACACGUCUAAAGUUGAAGCAGUCAGCGCUUGAAACGACAGAUUGGUAGUUGGAUUAAGAGGAUUUGUUGACUUUUCGCUGAGCACCUACCGUUAAACUUUUUUCUUUUUUUUAAGUAUUUCUUUGUUAUUUGAAUUUGAGUUAAAGGAAUAGGAGUUGUUAUCAAAUGGGGACGAAACAGCUCGCUGCUGUCGCCAUUUUACUCGCCCUUUUCCAGGAUGUAGCAUUAGCUACUGAGGAUUUAGAAUGUGUACCAGGAUUCCAGGCUGAUAUGUUAACUUUCAGCGUUAUGAAGACGCUGCUACGCCCAGGCACAAGACUUGGCAAGGUUGUCUUCGAAGACUGCACAGACCGCAAGCUAUUCCCCUUUGCCGUAAAUGAUUCUCGUUUAGCUGUCAGCAAUGGCGGCGUUUUGUCAGUUAAGAGGCCCAUACAUCUUCAUGAAGGACACAAGCAUCUUGUUGUUCACACCUGGACCUCGACUGGUCAGAAAAUUGGCGUUUUAGUUAAGAUAUCACAUCAUACAGAAGAACACCGUGGGGAAAAUCAGGAGCAAGAAAAUAGUCCACCGGAAAAUGAUCAGCCUUCCACAGCUCAAGUUGAAGCUGACGUCAACACACAGGAUGCAUCCACCUUAGACGUACCUGUUCUGUAUUUCCCUAAGUCUAAUGGUGGGUUGAGGAGGAGGAAAAGAGACUGGGUUAUUCCUGAUCUCAGUGUCCCGGAGAAUCACAGAGGACCCUACCCUUUAAAAGUAUCACAGAUUCGUUCAAAUAAAGACGACAGUGUGGUUGUCUUUUACAGUAUUAGUGGUCCAGGAGCAGACCAGCCUCCUAAGGACCUUUUCACAAUGGAUAGGAAAACUGGUAAUUUAUAUGUGACACAACCACUGGACAGAGAGCAUAUCGCAAAGUACAAGUUUCAAGCCCAUGCCGUGGCAGAUGGUUCAGGAGAUGCUGAGCAACCAAUGGACAUUGUAGUGCAUGUGAUUGACCAAAAUGACAAUAAACCUAAAUUCACUCAAGAUACCUUCCUGGGACAAGUCCCUGAAGCCUCACAUAAGGGCUUUGAGGUGAUCACAGUGACAGCCAUUGAUAUUGAUGAGCCCUCCAAUGCCAACUCGGAUAUCAGAUACCGCAUUCUGAGCCAGGAUCCAGAACUUCCCAGUUCCCCAUUGUUUGAGAUAAACCCCAUCACAGGAACUAUUCGAGUUAAUGCAGGUGGUCUAGACCGAGAGAAAUAUCCAAAGUACACUCUGAGUGUGGAGGCAGCAGACAUGGAAGGAGAUGGUUUGUCUGGAAAUGCCAAAGUUAUUCUUACUGUAACAGACAGCAACGACAAUGCUCCAGUCUUUACUCAGGCCACGUAUGAGACAUCAGUAUCUGAGAAUAAGGUGGACGCUCUGGUCGUUAAAAUGUCAGUGACUGACGGUGAUGAGCCACAUUCCGCAGCCUGGAAUGCUAAGUUUACAAUUGUUGAUGGCGAUCCGGGAGGUCUGUUCUCUGUGACUACAGGAGGCAGUCAACAAGAAGGGAUCCUUACGACAGCCAAGGGUCUUGACUUUGAAAAGACUACAAGGCACACUCUGUUGAUUGCAGUGGAGAAUGAGGUUCCUUUUGCUACUCCGCUGCCUACUGCCACAGCCACCGUGGUGGUGAAUGUCGUGGAUGUCAAUGAACCUCCAGUAUUCGAACCAAUCGAGAAGUUGAUAUCAAAGCCUGAAGACCUUCCGGUUGACGCUGACAUUGUGCAGUACCUUGCCUUUGAUCCGGACACUGCCCGCAAACAGACAGUCAUGUACAAAGUAAUUAGUGACCCUGCUGGCUGGCUGAAUGUAGCCAAGGAAACAGGCCUGAUCAAAGUGAAAACCGACAUGGACCGUGAAUCCCACUUUGUGAAAGACAACAAAUACACAGCGCUGAUCGGUGCAUAUGAUAAUGAUGAGGUCCCAGCCACAGGAACUGGAACUCUCAUCAUCAAGCUUGAGGAUGUCAAUGAUAAUGCACCUAUUAUUGAAGAGCGGAUGAUCUCAGUGUGCAACAAAGAGCCUUCUACGCAUUUGCUUUCAGUGACAGACAAAGACGGACCAGGGUUUGCAGCUCCGUACAGUGUCACUUUACAUGGCACAACCAAGACUAACUGGACAGCUCGCAUGAACGAGUCAAGAACGGGCAUCAUCCUUAAUUUAAACAUGGAGCUAGAAAGCGGAGAAUACAAUGUUGUCCUGAGGGUUGCGGACAAUCAUGGCAUGGAGCAGGACAACACUGUCCAGGCCAAAGUGUGUGACUGCACUGGCGCAGAGGUCGUCUGCAAAGGCCGAAUUGCAGGUGGCAGCAGCCUGCCCAUGAUUCUGGGAGUACUUGCAGGAAUCCUGCUGCUGCUCAUGCUGGUGCUGCUGCUGCUGCUGUUUGCAAGACGGAGAGGAGGAGAACAGAAGGAGCCUCUACUUCAGGACGACGACAUCAGAGACAACAUCUACAAGUAUGAUGAAGAAGGAGGCGGCGAGGACGAUCAGGACUACGAUUUAAGUGUUCUUCACCGGGGUCUAGACAACCGUCCUGACGUGUUCAGAAAUGAUGUGAUGCCAAAUUUUAUGCCUGCUCCACAAUACCGACCUCGCCCUGCGAACCCAAAUGAAAUUGGCAACUUCAUUGAUGAUAACCUGAAGGCAGCCGAUAAUGACCCUACAGCACCCCCCUACGACUCCUUACUGGUCUUCGACUACGAGGGUGGUGGCUCUGACGCAGGAAGCCUCUCGUCUCUGAACUCCUCGAGCAGCGGGGACCAGGACUACGACAACCUCGGCGAAUGGGGGCCGCGCUUCAAAAAACUUGCCGACAUGUUCGGCGGAGGAGAGGACGACACGUUGUGAACACGUUAAAGGAAAACACAGGUGGAUGCAAACAAGGCUGCGUGAAUGUUGGAGUUGUAUGAUGUGAUUAAGGGACUCUCCAGUCUGACAUCACUGGACUUUAUUAUUUUUUUUAAAGAUGGAUUACGGUUUACUUUUUAUUGCAGUCCCACUACAGCUACUGCUCAAAGGCCACACCAGUCUAUGUUAUAUACAUGAGUAACGACAUUAAAGGUACGAUUCAUUCUUUUAAAAUAAGGUUCUAUAAAUUAAUAUUAGAUAUGUGGCUAAAAAACCACGUGAACACUGGAUAAUCAAAAUAGACCGUCCUGACUGGAAACUCUAGUUGGUGUAUUGCUCACUUUACCACACUAUAGUAUAUGAAAACAAUUACUACAGAAAUCCGUUUGAGCGCAGUUAUUUUGUGUUAAAUGUUUUAUGAUUUUUUUUUACAUUGAAUAACCUUAUUGAGGUUAAUAUCGAGUUUAUUCUGAUCACGAUGAAGGUAUUUUUUGGAUCCCUUCAUCGUGAUCAGAAUAAACUCAAUGCAAUAAGUCUUAGUUUCAGUGAGAGGUUGUGAGUGUUUCUGGCCCCAGCAUUGAUACGAUGACGUGUCUCUGCUUACGUACAAUCGUACUUUGGAUAUUUUGGGGCUAUGUCUGCACUUCUUUAAAUACUGACCUGAAAUCGGUGGGGCUCAUAUCUGUUGUUGUUGAGUUUUGUCUCUCUUUAUGAUUUUGUACUUUGUAAAGUGUAAUUUCCUCAUCAGGUGCAAUUACAUGUCACUCUUCUGUAUUUUGCAAUAGAAAAAAAAAAAAAACAGUAAACGAAGAAAAAUGACUUUGGGAUGCUAAAUGUCAGUCAGAGGGUGUGGCUGUCGAGUUGACAAUAAAUGCCUUUUUUUCUUUUUCUUUUUUUUUAAAUGUUCCUUUUUGAUAGCAAUUUUUAUGUUGGAUUUUCCAAUCGUUUUGUAGUUGAAUGCUUUGAAAUGCUUUGAAUGAAUUUUAUAAAAUAUCUUAACAGAA
Cynoglossus semilaevis (tongue sole) is the source of this 4086-nucleotide messenger RNA. RefSeq names its product B-cadherin. The coding region runs from base 377 to 3082 and encodes 901 amino acids. Gene Ontology annotation, molecular function: cadherin binding; beta-catenin binding; calcium ion binding. Gene Ontology annotation, biological process: cell-cell junction assembly; multicellular organism development; calcium-dependent cell-cell adhesion. The transcript has 18 exons. The record is from RefSeq and is a predicted model, not a curated record. NCBI's taxonomy places the organism in Eukaryota, Metazoa, Chordata, Actinopteri, Pleuronectiformes, Cynoglossidae. Gene Ontology annotation, cellular component: cytoplasm; plasma membrane; catenin complex.